This is a messenger RNA of Cryptococcus deneoformans JEC21, 1339 nucleotides long. Its product is annotated as uricase (Urate oxidase), putative. Bases 190 to 1125 code for a protein of 311 amino acids. Gene Ontology annotation, cellular component: peroxisome. Gene Ontology annotation, molecular function: urate oxidase activity. The record is from RefSeq and is a predicted model, not a curated record. The transcript has 9 exons. NCBI's taxonomy places the organism in Eukaryota, Fungi, Basidiomycota, Tremellomycetes, Tremellales, Cryptococcaceae. Gene Ontology annotation, biological process: purine nucleobase catabolic process; urate catabolic process.
GGGAACGCUAAAUAAUCGUAAUCGUUUACUCUGCUCUCAUUCCUCGCUUCAUCUCCCACAGCACAUAUAUAUAGGGGAUCUCCUGUAGCUCAAAUACCACUUCCAUUGCCAAUUACAUCUCAUUUCAGCUCAUACGACUAAACUCCAUCCAAACCUAGCACGCACUUAAAACGAUAACACCCAUCAGCAAUGUCCCAUCCUGGUUACCUCUCCGCUGCUCGAUACGGUAAGGACCUUGUAAAGGUCGCACGAGUCGUCCGUGAUGGUGAGCAACACCAUAUCGUUGAGUACACCCUCCGAGUCCUCCUUGAAGGCGAGAUUGAGACCUCUUACACAGAGGCCGACAACUCCUGCGUCGUUGCUACCGACACUGUGAAGAACACUUGCAACAUCUUUGCCAAAACCUCCCCUUACGUCCUUGAUGCCCCUGUCUUUGCCCUCCAUCUUGGUUUGCACUUUGUCACCAAAUACAAGCACAUCCAUAAGUGUUUUGUGGACAUAAUUGGCCUUAAGUGGAGCCGCAUCUCUGUCGACGGCAAGCCUCACAAGUGGUCCUUCAUACGAGACGGUGACGAAAAGGCGAUUGUUGAAUGCGUUGUGGAUGGCACUGCCGGCCCCGACGCUGCCACCGCGAACGUGAAAAUUGGUAUCAAGGAUCUUCUUGUUUUAAAGACGAGCGGAUCAGCUUUCGAAAACUUCCACCGAGAUGAGAAUACCACUCUUGCUGAUGUUGCAGACCGUAUUUUCUCUACAUCCGUCUCUCUCCAAUGCUCUAUUUCCCUUCCUCCUAAUACCCCUCUCACCAUCGACAACCUUGGGUCUAUUGCCAAGGAACUCGAUUUCCCUAAGAUGAAGGAGCUUAUCCUCAAGGAUGUCCUCGACACUUUUGCUACCGACGAAAGCGCUAGUGUUCAAGCUACUCUUUACCUCACUCUCCAGAAGAUUUUGGCUUCAUGCCCUGCCGUCAAGGACGCUUCUAUGCAGUUACCCAACAAGCACUACAUACCUGUCAACCUUAGUGCUUUUGGCUUGGACAAUAAAUUGGGUUACGAAGGUGGUGCUGAGGUCUUCUACCCUGCUGCCGAUCCCAGCGGUUACAUCACGGCCACUGUCACCAGGAAAUAAGAAAUAAGGUCCUGUAUCGUAUAGAUGUGCAAAUGUAGAGUUGAACUGUUGUUUUUGGGAUUUGCUGGCAUAUAGCCGGGUUUAUGAGUCCAUAGCUGUGUUCGUAUUGUUUGAAAUAGACAAUUCCAAUGGGUAUAGAUAGAUUAUAUCAUCAAAAAUAUAUCUUUCCAGAAUGAUAAGACAGUCGAUCAACGUGCCAUGCCGAUGAGUAGCU